Messenger RNA from Bicyclus anynana (squinting bush brown), 4725 nucleotides. Its product is annotated as band 4.1-like protein 4. Gene Ontology annotation, cellular component: cytoskeleton. The coding region runs from base 361 to 3003 and encodes 880 amino acids. The transcript is spliced from 21 exons. Lineage: Eukaryota; Metazoa; Arthropoda; Insecta; Lepidoptera; Nymphalidae. The record is from RefSeq and is a predicted model, not a curated record.
GACCACAGCCGCCGGCCGGCGCCCGGCGGCCCGGCAGUGCAUACUUGUUCGUCGCGGUGGCAGGUGGCAUGACGCCCCUGCAAAGUAACUCGCGUUCGCGUGUCCAUUUCUUUUGUUUAUAACACUUGUUGUACACCCGAAAUUGACUAUGACUGCCUAUAAUUCCGGCUAAAGUAUAAGUUCCCGUUAAGAUGCCAACUUGAAAAGUGUUGUGAAAGUGCGUAAAGAACAUACCGGCACCUCCAUUAACAAGUACGAUUCGUAUGCGAAAUUGUCAUAAACUAUGUUCGCAAGGCCCGUGAAGAGAGUGUUGAAUUGAGUUUCGGAUUUAAGACGUACUAGAGUCAAGAAAGCGGCAAAAUGAUGGACUGUCUGUGCCCGACGCCGCGCACUCUAGCCUGUCGCGUGGUUCUGCUCGAUGAGAGAGAACUUCUGCAUGAGAUACAGGAUAACAGCACCGGACAAGCGUUGCUCGACGUGGUGUUUAGACAUCUCGAUCUGCUAGAGACGGCAUACUUCGGUCUCCGGUACGUGGACCAAGACAACCAAACGCACUGGCUCGACGCUGGCAAGCGUCUGCGGCGUCAACUACGCGGCUCGGACUCUCAUACCUUCUACUUCGGAGUCAAGUUCUACGCUUCAGAUCCUUGCAAGUUACUGGAAGAGAUAACUAGGUACCAGUUAUUUCUGCAAUUAAAACAAGAUGUCCUGCGGGGUCGGCUGCCCGUCAACUUUGACCUAGCUGCAGAGCUCGCGGCGUACGUCCUACAGUCGGAGCUCGGUGAUUACGAUCCUCGGCGUCACAUGCCGAGCUACGUGUCGGAGUUCAGGCUGCUGGCGCACCAGACGCCGGAACUGGAAGCGAGGGCGGCUGAUAUUCACAGAACGCUUACAGGUAUAUCACCAGCGCAAGCGGAACUCAGCUACUUGGACAAAGUAAAAUGGCUCGACAUGUACGGAGUCGAUCUCCAUCCGGUCUUGGGCGAAGACAGCGUGGAAUAUUUCCUGGGGCUAGCGCCAAGUGGCCUGUUGCUUCUACGUGGAAAACAUACUGUCGCUACCUAUUACUGGCCGCGCGUAUCGAAACUCUAUUACAAAGGGAGAUAUUUUAUGAUUCGUGUUGCUGACAAAAACAAUGACACUUCGACGUACGGGUUCGAGUCGCCGACGAGGGCGGCGUGCCGGCACUUGUGGCGUUGUUGCUCCGACCACCACACCUUCUUCCGCUUGCAGCAAACCUCGCCGGCUUCGGCUGAUAUAUUUGCGUUGGGUUCAAGACUGAGAAACAGCGGGCGGGGCGCGCGCCCCCGUCCCCCGCCCGCCUUCACCCGCACGCCCUCGCGCCGGCUCGCGCGCCAGCACGCCUACACUUCGCUACAUGACGUGCCAAAGUUAGAAGACUUGAGAAUAAAAGACUGCCCUCCAGAAAUGAAACAACCUACCUCAGUACACCGACCUAAUUCGAUAAGCGGAGAAGGUCCAUGCGAGCCGCCGAUCGGCCCCGGAGGAUCUCCUCGCUCGACCCGCUCGGCGCCCACGCGGCGAGGCCUUUACUCUGCGUCGCCUACCGCCAAUAGGCCUCCGCCAGUGCCCCGACACCGGUCCGCCUCUGUGGACUCGCAGAGCUCCAACGAUUCACGGUCAAAUCGCAAGCACAGGCAUCGCUCCCGUAGGCAGCAGUCGGACGCAGAGAGCGAACUGUCCCGCGGUUCAGGCCGCUCCGGACGAAGACAUCGGCGACACCGCUCCCGACACAAGCACGAGUCGGGCUCGGAAAAGGACGACUCACAACCCGACACUAAGGAGUACGAGCUAGUCGACUCCGAGUCACAAUGGAAGGAGGUAUUAAGGCAAACGUCGGUUGGCGGAGGCGUGCAAGUAGCGAAUGUCCGACGUUCGCAAAUGGAGCCGGAGACUGGAACGCAUCGAUCGUCCCAUAGACCCCGGAGACAUAAAAAGCAUCGGUCACGGUCACGUUCGCCGAAUGAAAAAAAAUGGCUGCCGAGUGAAUUGAAGCAACACCUCGAAUUCUCUUUAGUCGACACUACAGGAAUGACCGAGGAGCAGCUCAAAGAAAUACCGUACACCGUUGUUCAGACCAGCCACGCGCGGCAUACCAAGCUCAGGACGUCAUCAAAACAUAGACAAAACGAUCACGGAUCACUUUCUAGACGAGAGAAGAGUACCUCAUCGCACAAAAGUGAUCACGACAACCACAAUCAAGGUUCUCUCAGAUCGAACUCAAGCAUUCUGAGUACGCAUCGGACCAAUGAGAAACAUGGCAGGCGGGUUUACCCAAGCUUCGACGAAACCGUCGGGAGAACAGGCGACGAUUUCCUCAUGAACAACGGAUAUAAAAGCACAGUGACACCGGCGUUACACAACAACAACCCGUACAGUCCCGUGACAAACAGUAACAGUAACAGUUCGAGUGGCGAACUGAUCUCGGGCAGCGCGCGAGUGUCGCAUGAGCAUACAGACUCUGGGCUGGGUGCUGAUCAGGAUUACGCCUAUUCUUCCGAGAGGUCGAGUGACAGCGCAAAGUGCGGCGCAGGCGGUUCGCAAGUGCCAGUGAGUAGGCAGUGGCGGGCGGGCGGGGUCGCGGGGUACGGCGCGGGCGGCCCGGCGGCGCUGACGCGGCGGCCCCCCGCGGCACCCGGCCGCCGGGUCGUGCCGUCGGGCUCGCAGCGCUCGCUGUUGUCAGUGGCCAGCGACAGCGCCACCGCGCGCCGCCCGCGCGACCUCGCGCCGCGCUGCUACUACCCGGGUCCCGCGGACUCUGGCUUUUCCCUUUUCAGACAUGCUAGCAACAACAACAUAAUGGUCGGCGAGAGCGGGUCGCUGGCGCGGCGAUACGCGCGACCGACGCGGGAGUCGCGCGACUACAACUCGAACGUGGCGCGAACGCACGCGCGACUGCACCCAUCGCACGCGCGACACGACAACACCCUCGACAUUAUUCUAAAACCUCUCAUAGAAAGCACGCAGUUACAGAGCAAUUGAAUUCAGUGGCAGCCCCUUCCAGUAGCGCGGAUUCAAUGUUUCACGCGUCUAGUAACGACAAACCUCCGGGGCCCGCCGAGAUGAGCACCGAGCUAUAAUACAAGCUAUUCUUCCAGCAAAUUGCUCUCGACGUUAACCGCCUUAAUAAAGUUACUAUCUCUUUACACGACACCGCUUACUAAAAGUAAAACACAUGUGAAAAGUUUACAUUAUUACUUUUACGUAGGUAAAGAUCGUAAUUUUAUUGUCAAACUCACAAACUGUAUUCACAAUAUACAUAAUGUCCUACUGCUAAUAACAGUUAAUAAAAAUUGUAUAUUAUGUAAAUAAUCGGUUUAUAAUUGCUAUGUUAAGUAAACUGUCUGUCUUAUAAACGUUCCAAACACAUUUUGUACAAAAAAAAACAAUAGCUAAGUAUUCGUUAUCAAAAGAGAGAGCCAUUAAGGUCACCAAAUUACCGUCAUAAAUAUUAUAUGAGCUUUGUGUUUUUCUUUUAUCAAAUGUUUUUCGAAUAGGCGAUGAAGCCGCGAGCUUACAUCCAGACAUUAAACUUUUUAAAAGAAAUGCGAAGUAAUUUCUCUUUCUCUGAAUAGCUUCGACUAAUCUUUUGUUAUAAAAAUUGUAUUUUUUGUUUACAAAAUAACGGCUGUGUAAACAUCGCUUUGUUUCGGAUGAUCUCUGUUUGCGGAGAUCUUUUUAAUUUAACGUUAUUGAAGUUGUUAUGAAAAAGGUAAUAUUUAUAGGACGAGCCUGCGAGAGUCAGAUAUACCUCGUUUAAUAAAGGUUGAAAGUUUGUCAACUUGAUCCUACCUGGUAUGUAUUAUUGCCUUUGGAAGGUAGUUUAAGGGUUAAGUUUUAGGUUUUAAGGGUCCAGACUCCAGAUCAAAAAAUACGUUUAUUUCGUAAUAAUUAAAUUCGUAAUUUUUUAUUGCUAUACUUGAAAAAAUUGCCAAGUAUAGAAUGACAUUUUUUAUUAAUAUACUUGAACAGUUAGAAAAUCAUAAAACGUAUUUUUUUGAUAAUUUCUACCGUCUAUCAUAAAUUCAUGUCCCCAGUCGCCAGACAUUUACGAGUAGCCCACAGCCCAAACUCCGUAAUAGGCUACUUGACACUUUUUUAAAUUGACAUUUAGUACAUCAAGUAACAUUAAGGUGGCACAAAAUAGACGACAGCGUUUUUGGCUUUUGGAAAAUUUGAAAAAAACAUGAUUUUUAGAUUAAGUUUUUUAUGAAAUCCUUAAGUUUUAUUAAUUAAUAUCGAAUAUCUUUCGGACUCUUAUUCCAUGUACUAUGUGAAAUUAAUACUGUUUAUAUUAAAUUUGAUAUGAGUCAAAGACCCUUCGGCUACUUAACCUAUACUAGGAGCAUAGGCUAUAACAAAGUAUCAGCUUUUAUAAAAUGUGGUAUGUCUGACUGUAGCAGGCUAUCAGUACAUUAAACUCAGUUGGUGAUGGUGUGCGUUACCAAGUAUCGAAUUUCAAUAAGCAGCAGGAACUGUGUAAUACAAUAUCUUCAUAUUAUGGAUUUAUUUAUCUUACUUGAUGACGGGUAUUACUAGCUGAUAUAUUUUCCUUAACUAUUAAUGUAUCGUAUUGUAAUAUCUUAAGUUAGUGUGUAUUAUGUAUAUAAAAUUGUUAUGUAGUUUAGGUUUUAAACAACGUCAAAAUACUCAUUGUACAUGACAUAAUUAAUAUUCUCGUGAAAUAAAAUAUAUAAUAUUUAA